This is a messenger RNA of Drosophila takahashii, 1653 nucleotides long. NCBI's taxonomy places the organism in Eukaryota, Metazoa, Arthropoda, Insecta, Diptera, Drosophilidae. The record is from RefSeq and is a predicted model, not a curated record.
AUGUCAGAGGAAGAAAGGGAGCCGCUCAACCAGGCGACACCGCCUCACAGAUUUGACAGGCACACGGACAAGAAUUGGUGGUAUAUGCUCUUGUCCUUAGUCGUCCUGUGGAUUUUGGUCAUCGGUCCCAAAUUACCAUAUGGAAGUUAUAAACCCAAGGACUCUUUAGGGCAAGUGUGCGGCACUGGUACCGAAGUGAACAAAUCAAAAUUGUUCUAUUUCGACAUGGAUAAGUGCCAGAAUCCACUGUUAAAUCCCUUGUCGACGUGCGAAACCCCACAGGUGUGCUUGGAGUCCUGUCCCAAAGAACCGUUCGUUUGGGACACGAUGAAGGACGAACUCAGCUUCAAGGACCUGUACAGUCGUCUCAUCUGCCUGACGGACAAGAUCAAGGCCCAAGUGCGCACAAAAGAGGACAUGGAGAAGGCCAUUAAACGCAAAGAUUGUGCUCGCUGGUACAGCAAAAGCACUUCAUAUUUCAACCGAUGCAUUUCCGACAUUUCGAAGAACAUUUGUGAUUACCUCCCAAGCGACAACAUCCGCGAGAAGGUCAAAAGCGGGAUCAUGGGCUCGACCUCUAAAAGAGCUCCAGAAAAUGAUAAAACUAAUUCAUCGAAGGAGUGCCGCCGCCAACUGAACGAUACUGUCUUCAAGAAUCCGUUCGUGGAGACUUUGCCGAUCUUAAACAAUCUGAUGAGAAAUGCGACUCGGAAUGUCAUGUAUUCAACUGAUAAGGAACUAAUCGAAGAUCUGAAAAACUCCUGGAUUUCCAUCCUCUUGGUCUGCAUUGGCAUUCUGUUCGCCUCACUGAUUUCGGUUGUCCUUAUGAGAUGGAACCCUCGUUUCUGGUUGCAGGGGUCCUUCCUAAUAGUGAUCGCAGUCCUAGGAUUCACCUUCGGUUGGUCCAUUUGUCGGACCUACUAUGCGGGAGACGAGUAUAUCACCAUUUUCGGCUUCCAGCUGUAUGAAAGAACGCUAUGGAUCUCUAUAUCUGUGAUCCUUUUCAUGUCCUUCGUGUUUUUCCUAAGUGAGCUAGCCAAUCAGUUUUCAAGCAUAUGCUUUGUAUCUGUUCUCCUUAAGGAGGCCAGUAAGGCGACGACCGAAAACCUCAACACUUUCGUCUUCCCGCUCUUCAACUUUGUACUCUUCAUAAUUUCCCUAGCUUUUACUAUAGCUAUUUGCUUGCUUCUGGUCAGCACCGAUGAAGCUUUAUUUAAAGACGAAUCGGGUAAUUCCUGCGACCCAAAGACUUUUAAUAUUUCGGUGGGCACCUGCAACUUUAAAGAGAUCCACAGAUCAUGGUGGACAAAUUUUGCCCUCUUCUACAGCGCAUUCAUAUUCAUGUAUUUAGACUCCUUGAUAUACGACUUACGCUACAUGAUACUAGCCUCCAGGUUCGUAAAGGUUUACUGGGAUUCGAAAUUCUCGGAGAUUCACAAACAUAUUGGAAGCGUGGCGAAGGGAACGGUCACCUAUUUCGUCCUGCCCUUACUUUCAAUGGAACACAAUGUGUUACCCACCAUAGUGGUAGUCAUUUUCGGCCAUAUCUUGACGAAAGGGGUAUUCGUUGUCUAUGAAACGGCCAUGGACACGUUCUUCCUGUGCUGUCUGAUAGAUUACGAGGAAAACGGCGGAAGAUUUUCCAGUAAAUAA